AUGGGAGUGGUAAGAAUUGGUUGGGAGGUCAUGCUCCUCGUGGCCUCACACUUGGCGCAACUACAAGAGGAAGCAUUCUCCUUGAAUUGUAUUCAAGCAGUAUCAGCACACGUUACUGCUGGCGGGGAUAAGCUGACAAAAGUAUGUAUCUAUCGGAGACCAGCAACAGAGAAGGGCAAAAGUGCUCAACUGGUACGAUACCUGCAAGAUUUGGUAACGAAGAAUGCUCGGAUGCUGAUGGUAAGGACUUCAUUUCCCCAGAAAUCGAUUGGACCAUCGGGGUAUCGUCAAGAUGGAUAUUUGGGGACAAACUAA
Molecule: messenger RNA, 315 nt
Organism: Echinostoma caproni
Lineage: Eukaryota; Metazoa; Platyhelminthes; Trematoda; Plagiorchiida; Echinostomatidae
Source: the annotation of a GenBank genome assembly